This is a messenger RNA of Xiphophorus maculatus (southern platyfish), 5177 nucleotides long. RefSeq names its product RAS p21 protein activator 1 (gene rasa1). Gene Ontology annotation, biological process: regulation of GTPase activity. The transcript is spliced from 26 exons. Gene Ontology annotation, molecular function: protein binding. NCBI's taxonomy places the organism in Eukaryota, Metazoa, Chordata, Actinopteri, Cyprinodontiformes, Poeciliidae. The record is from RefSeq and is a predicted model, not a curated record. The coding region runs from base 685 to 3834 and encodes 1049 amino acids.
GAGAGGCAGAGGGAGGGGAGAGAAAAAGCAGCAGAGCAGCAGCGGGCAACAAGCCACCAGCCCUGAAACCCAGAAAUAACAGCGUACUUAGCGGGAAUGAUCAAGAAAGCAUAACUUUUGCACAAAAGAAUUCAUUUUUUCCUAGCCUAAAACGACAUAUAAUUCAGAGAAUUGGGCGACAAGGAUUGGCCGUUUUCGGUUUUUAUUUUAAGGCACCGAACUAAGAACGAAAGAAAGCAACAACACUGGAAAAAAAAGACGGGGAUUACACACAACAGUGACAAUAAAACAGUCCUGGAGAAGUGGUCCGCCUGGUCUAAGGGUGAGGUCCGAAUUAAAAACUGAAAAAAAAUUGGAAAACAGGUAAUUUUCUGAGCAUAUUGUGCGUGGUUUAUUUCCAAGUACCGUUUCUGUGUGAACUUUAAACUCAGGAAACAAUGAAGACCUAGUCAGCAAGAACUCAUCAAGUGUCUCGACGCUGCUAGCGUUAGCGAGCGAAGGGGCUGUAAAGCUAAGGGAGCUAAGUUAGCUGUUGGCUAACGCUAGCUUGCUAGCUAAACGUGUUUUUUUCUGAAACUUUUUGUGUUGUUUCCACGAAGCCCAAACACUGAAGGAUUAUUCUGAGGACAGAGGGGAAGGGCAGGUUCCCUUCUGGACUUUUCCCCCUCUGCGUACUUUUCCAACAUGAUGGCUACAGAGGUCAGCAGUGAGGAUGCGGGUUCGGUCACGACAGAAACAAGGGUGGCAAGCGGAGGAGGAGGCCCGGAGACGGCCCCUUUUCCCUGCUAUCCUAAGCCGAACAGAGUGCGAGUCGCCGAUCUGGGACAAGAACCGACCCAAACCACCCGCCAACAUUCAAACACUUCUCCGGACUCGCUUCCCGACACGAGUAUCUAUCCGGUGCCUGGUGGGGAUAUAACGGGAUCAGUGCUCUCCCCAGCUGGGAGUGGUGGUCAGGCAGUUUUCCAAGGAGCCAACUCAGGGACAAGGGGCGGCAUGUGCAACUCUCCCACCUCGGAGAGUCCAACCAGUCGGAGUUCACCCACAUCUACAGGCCCGGAUGGCUCUACGAGCUUCCCACCUCUGCCACCUGCGCCCCCCAUGGAUGAAAGCGACCUGCCGGAUUGGGGGGAUGAGGAAGAUUUGGUGUUUCCCCUCUCUGCACCUCCCACAAACCAGUGGUACCAUGGCAAACUAGACCGAACCAUUGCAGAGGAGCGUUUACGCCAGGCCCGGACCCCUGGCAGCUACCUCAUCAGGGAGAGUGACCGCCGGCCCGGUUCAUUUGUCCUGUCUUUCCUCAGUAUGACCAAUGUGGUCAACCAUUUCAGGAUAAUCGCCAUGUGUGGGGACUAUUACAUUGGUGGUCGACGGUUCUGUUCUCUAUCAGACUUGAUUGGUUACUACAGCUAUGUGUCUUGCCUAUUGAAAGGAGAGAAGCUCCUAUCACCAGUGGCACCUCCGGAGCCUGUAGAAGACAGGAGGAGAGUCAGGGCCAUACUUCCAUACACCAAAGUGCCAGAUACCGAUGAGAUCAGCUUUCUGAAAGGAGACAUGUUUAUUGUUCACAACGACCUGGAGGACGGCUGGAUGUGGGUCGCCAAUGUUCGCACAGAAGAGCAAGGGCUCAUAGUGGAGGAUCUGGUGGAGGAGGUGGGCCGGGAGGAGGACCCACACGAGGGAAAAGUUUGGUAUCAUGGAAAGAUCACAAAGACGGAGGCUUACAACCUUCUUAUGUCAGUUGGCCAGGUUUGCAGCUUCCUGGUCCGACCAUCAGACAACACCCCCGGGGACUACUCCCUCUUUUUUCGCACUAGUGAAAACAUCCAAAGGUUCAAGAUCUCCCCGACUCCAAACAAUCAGUACAUGAUGGGAGGGAGGUACUACAACAGCCUUGACGAUAUCAUUGAUCAUUAUAAGAAAGAACAGAUUGUUGAGGGCUACAACCUGAAAGAACCCGUUUCCAUACAGCACCAGGAGCAAGUACUAACUGACAUAACAGAUGGGAGGGAAAUUUAUAACACUAUCAGACGGAGAACAAAAGAUGCUUUUUACAAAAACAUAGUCAAAAAAGGCUAUCUCCUCUUCAGCAAAGGAAAAGGAAAAAGGUGGAAGAACCUUUACUUCAUCCUGGAGGGCAACGAUGCACAGCUCAUCUAUUUUGAAAGCGAGAAGAGAGCUACCAAACCCAAAGGGCUGAUAGACCUAAGUGUGUGCUCCGUGUAUUGUGUGCACGACACUCUGUUUGGCAGGCCAAACUGUUUCCAGAUUGUUGUCCAGCACUUUAGUGAGGAACAGUACAUAUUUUACUUUGCAGGAGAGGUCCAAGAGCAGGCCCAGGAUUGGAUGAAAUGCCUUCAGACGUUCUGUAGUAACCUAAGAAAAACCACUGUACCGACUUCAAACAAAAGGCUCCGGCAGGUGAGCAGCCUGGUGCUGUAUGUGGAGGAGGCCCACAAGCUGCCGGUGAAGUAUUUUGCCAACCCUUACUGCAACAUCUACCUGAACAACGUCCAGGUUGCCAAGACGCAUCCACGAGAAGGGCAGAAUCCCGUCUUCACCGAGGAGUUCAACUUCGAUGAUCUGUCCAGUGAAGUAAACAGUUUUGAAAUCAGUCUGAGCAACAAAACAAAGAAGAACAAAGACUGCGACAUCUUGUUCAUGCGGUGCCAGCUGGGUCGCUUGCAGAAGGGUCAGAUGAUUGACGAGUGGUUCCCGCUGAGCUCCCACGUCCCUCUGAAGGGGAUCGAGCCGGGAUCGCUGCGGGUGCGCCAUCGCUACUCCAUGGAGAAGAUCAUGCCGGAGGAGGAGUACAGUGAAUUUAAAGAGAUGAUCCUGCAGAAAGAUUUCCACGCAAUCUACGCUUUGGCCAACGUUUGUGGUCAGGACCGCACAUUACUGGCCAGCCUCCUCCUGCGGAUCUUUAGGCACGAGAAGGCUGAAGCGCCUCUACUGAGGACGCUCAACGACAGAGAAAUUAACAUGGAGGAUGAGGCAACAACGUUGUUCAGAGCAACUACACUGGCCAGCACGCUCAUGGAGCAGUACAUGAAGGCCACGGCCACGCCCUUCGUCCACUACGCGCUGAAGGACACCAUCCUCAAGAUCAUGGAAAGCAAACAGUCGUGUGAGUUGAAUCCUUCCAAACUGGAAAAGAAUGAGGAUGUUAGUAUCAACCUGGCUCACCUUCUCAACAUAUUGUCGGAGCUUGUGGAGAAGAUCUUCAUGGCUGCGGACAUCCUACCGCCGACGUUAAGGUUCAUCUAUGGCUGCCUGCAGAAGUCUGUUCAGCAGAAGUUCCCUAGCAACCACACCAUGCGGACAAGGGUUGUGAGUGGCUUUGUCUUUCUAAGGCUGAUCUGCCCUGCGAUUCUCAACCCCAGAAUGUUCAACAUCAUUGCUGACCCUCCAUCUCCAACAGCAGCCAGGACACUCACAUUGGUGGCCAAGUCUGUCCAGAAUCUGGCCAACCUGGUUGAAUUUGGUGCUAAGGAACCCUAUAUGGAGGGAGUUAACCCAUUUAUUAAAAACAACAAACAUCGGAUGAUCAUGUUCCUGGAUGAGUUAGGCAAUGUCCCUGAUCUCCCUGAACAACCAGAGUCGUUCAGGGCGGACCUGUCGCGGGACUUGGCUGCGCUGCACGAGGUCUGUGCCACGCACUCGGACGAGCUGCGCACUCUGAGCAACGAACGGGGCGCACAGCAGCACGUACUGAAAAAGCUGCUGGCCAUCACAGAGCUCCUCCAACAGAAGCAGACUCAGUAUGCCAUGUCCAACAGCAACAGGACAGAGUGCACCAUCAUGUCUCUGGCUGCUGCCAUCCAGGUAAUGUGAGUUUUAUGGAUUUCCACCUGCAAAUCCUGUAAUCAGAUCGCGCAGCCAAAGCGACGCCUCGUUCCACGAGUUGUGAAACUGAAGACUCCGAGUGAGUCGGUCCUUUUACUGUGCGCAUGUGGCGGUACAAAUGCAACGUGACUGUCCUCCGUGGAAAAUCCUUGCUGCACAACUGAAUAUCGUCUUUCCAAAGCCCUUGUCUGAAUCCAAAAUCCGUCAGAAACUUUUGACGUGGUGACCUUGCGGGAGAGGAUCUUGGUGCACUGCGCUGCAGAAACCUGACCUUUUCUAUCCUGGUGUUUCUAUCACUUCCUCAAAAGUCUUGAACAGUUAUGGGAAGGAAGCAGACUUAACGGGCUUCCUGUUUGGCUACUCCUCUUUGGACAAACUGUGGGGAAUGCAUCGUUGGAGGGGAGAAGAGCCAAAGUACUGAAGUAGCAAUUUCUGCUGUCAUCAGGGAAUUCAAACACAGCACCUCUUUCCAAGACAACACUAGCCUUAAUUCCCUUUCUACUCACAAUCAUCUUUCACCUGAUUUUUCUAAGCUACCAAACCAUUGUAACUUACACUGUAUUUGUUUUUUCCUUGCAGCACGAACCCAACUUUUUAUAUAUACAUACAGUAUAUGCUGCUUUGUAUGUUAUGUAGUUAGUCUUAUAAGGAAAUACUGUGUUUGUGUCUGACGUAGCAUAAGGGUGCUGAGAAAGCUGCAUACGUAGAACCUGUCCUGUGCAUGUGUUAACCCUGAAUGGAUCGUGCUUUAGUGUGUGGGCCUACAUAUAUGCUGCUCUAAGAAACCAUCACCUUUACUCCCUCUAUGCCUUUGGAUGACAACAAAAAGCUUUAGCUACGUUGCAGUUUUUUCCCCCCCUCUCACUCCGUCACCACAACAGGUGGCGUUUCCUCUGUGCACCUUUGCUACGACUGUUUCUCAUACGGCUCCACUCCAAGUCAAACCACACACAGAUUUAUCAACCUUACGAAGCCGUAAAGGUCGGCCUCAGGUGCCGACGGCUCGAGAAGCUGCAGAGUCUGACCCUGUGCCUGCCGUAGCUCGGACGUUUACCAAACAGUUUGCUGUAGAUGCACUUACUACACCGCGGACCUCACAAAGUGUUAGCAAACCACCGGAGAGAAAUGAGUCACAACCACUAAGCCUAUAAGUCAGCAGCUGUACCUGUAUCGGAUACGCUUUACGGUGUGAAUGAUGCGAGUAGUGACGCAGCUUCUCUGGAUUUCAUACAGCUGAUGUGUUCCUUCUUAUUUUUCUACCCGAGACUGAACCUCGAACCUUUUGCAUCUUAGAUACGACCUGACUUAAAUAAAACUGUUAUUGCAUACGA